Molecule: messenger RNA, 816 nt
Organism: Motacilla alba alba
Lineage: Eukaryota; Metazoa; Chordata; Aves; Passeriformes; Motacillidae
Exons: 3
Coding region: 1-603 (200 amino acids)
Source: RefSeq, a predicted model, not a curated record
AUGUGGGAGCUGCUGCUGCUGCUGCCCCUGGGGCUGGGGGCGGCCCUGGGGACCCCCGGUCGCGGCGACCCCUCGGGGGACUGCGAGGAGUGUCGCAGCCCCCACGGUGGCCUCGCGGUGGCCAACGCCACCCUGGGCUCCAGUGUCACCCUGGGCUGUCCGGUGGCGGGGACACCCCUGGGCCGCCUGGUGACCGUGCGGUGGCACUUUCGGCGUGACCCCGCCGUGCCCGCUGUCCCCGUGUGCGCCCGGGGCCGGGGUCCCCCGCGCUGCCACCCCCCGUACGGCGCCAGGGCCGCGCUGGUGGCCCCCGAUGUCGCCGCCGAUGUCGCCGCCGAUGUCGCCGCCGAUGUCGCCCCCGUGUCGCUGGUGCUGCGGGACGUGCGGGGAGGGGACAGCGGCACCUUCACGUGUCUGCUGCUGGGGGACAGCGACUGCGCCUGCGGCACCGUGACACUGCGGCUGCCCCACGGUGUCCCCUGCAGCCCCCCCUGCUCCAGGGCCCCCCCGCGCGGCGGCCGCGGCAUCGUCACCAUUGUCACCGCCGUUGUCACCGCCGUUGUCACCGUGGCCCUCCUGCUGCCACCGGCCCGCGGGCACUGACGCCUGUGCGUGUCCCCGGUGUCCCCAUGUGGGCAAUGUCCCUGUCCCCGUGUCCCCAGCAUCUCUGACCCUGCUGUGCCCGUGUCCCCAGUGUCCCCAGUGUCCCUGACCCUGCUGUGCCCGUGUCCCCAGUGUCCCCAGUGUCCCCUCUCCAGCCGGGCAGGGUCCCUAGCCCAGCCUGGGCUGGCACUGCCCUCGGGGAUGUCACCCGCU